This is a messenger RNA of Acaromyces ingoldii, 5039 nucleotides long. RefSeq lists its product as hypothetical. Bases 40 to 4638 code for a protein of 1532 amino acids. The transcript has 7 exons. Lineage: Eukaryota; Fungi; Basidiomycota; Exobasidiomycetes; Exobasidiales; Cryptobasidiaceae. The record is from RefSeq and is a predicted model, not a curated record. Gene Ontology annotation, molecular function: iron ion binding; oxidoreductase activity; 2 iron, 2 sulfur cluster binding.
UUGUCACUUCCUCACCGUCUCGCUUUCCUAGAGCAAGCCAUGGCAACAGCGGUCCAGCUGCAUGGCCAUCCCUUGCCACCUCAUGUCUCUCUCCUGCCUCUGUCAUUUCAAGUCAACAGGCAGCGCAUCAGUGUCUCACCCCAUGACACCACCGUCGCCUGGGAUUCGACUCUGCUCGAAUAUCUGCGAGACCACGUCAGAUUGACAGGUACGAAGCUCGGCUGCGGUGAAGGCGGCUGCGGCGCUUGCACCGUCGUUGUGCUUCGACCAAAGUCGAGGGCACAGCUGCAACGCGAACAGGAACACGACCUGGGCAACGGGCUGCCGUAUGACAUCCGAGCUGUCAACAGCUGUCUGAUGCCACUCAUUGCCGUGCACGGAUGCCAAGUCAUCACCAUCGAGGGAAUCGGCACAGAAAGGCACCCGCACGCGAUUCAGCAGAGACUUGCUUUUCUCUUUGGCAGUCAGUGCGGAUUCUGUACCCCUGGUAUCAUCAUGUCCUUCUACGCAACCUUGCGAAAUGCCGGCAAAAGAGGACUGUCGGAACGAGACAUCGAACGAGGCAUGGAUGGGAAUUUGUGCAGGUGUACGGGCUACCGACCGAUCCUGGACGCGCUGAAGACAUUUGCGAAAGCAUCAGAGACCGCCGAUGAUGACGAGUAUUUCAAUGGGCUCGAGGCCGUCACCGCCAACUCCCAGCAGCAGCAGCAGCAGCUUUCCUGUUCUUCGCCAGCAGGUGCUUGCCCUCGAGGCGAAGACUGCUGUCGCUUCAAAAGAAAGGAUGCCAGUGCGAGUGGCGGCAAGACGCCACCUGCCUCAGUUGAGUCGGGGAGCGAUACUAGCAGCAGUAGGACCAGCGUUUCCUCCGGCCAUGACUCUGGCUUCGCAUCUUCCAACACACCGCUGCCCGCUUCGUCUCUCUCGCUGGCAAGGGCUCGGAUCGCGUCAAAGGAGCCCGAUGGCCUGAUGGAAUACGAUGGCGCCAACGAACCGAUCUUCCCCGCGUGGCUACUUCGGUCCCGCGAUAGGGCAGAGGGCGGCAAUCGUUCUGUUUGGGACGACCAGGACUUGGGUUUUGUCGACGUGUCUUCGUCGCAGCCCUGGGGGUUGAACAAUGGCGAGGAGGAAGAAGUGGCCCCGGAGGACAGCCUGCGGCAGCAACACGAGAGCAGAAAGAGCGUCGUCUGGCUCCGACCCUCGACGCUCUCGUCUCUCGUCACCAUGCUGCGCUUCUAUAAUUCUCGGCAAAUUGCAGCCAAACUUCGCUCAGGUGACUCGGAGUGCCGGAUCGAGGUCAAAUCUGGCCACCGCGAGUACAGCGUCAGUAUUUACACGGGCAACAUCCCCAGCCUUUGCCGCUUCGAAUCCACAGAUGAGCAGCUCUCCAUUGGCUCGCUCUUGCCCAUCAAUGAUAUUACGGCCGCCCUCAAGAGUCUCUCGCGGAAGUUUUCAGGGAGUCUUCAUCGAUCUGCUGCCGUUCAAUUCAGUCUCCAGGUCUUUCGCGCCAUCAUGUCCAACAUCUCGCACUUUGCCUCGACACAGAUCCGUAAUGUUGCUUGCGUCGGCGGCAACGUCGCAACAGCCUCACCUAUCAGCGAUCUCAAUCCCGUUUGGUUAGCCUUGAACUCAGAAGUGCGUUACAUUGACGCCCUAGAACUCAGCGAGGAUGAUGUCUUGGGCGAAGAUGACGCCUUCUUGGAGCGUCUUGAAGGAAGAAUUUCUAUGUCGAACUUUUUUCGAGGCUAUCGCAAGACAGCUCUGCCAGCUGGAGCUGUCAUAACCCGAAUUGUCGUCUCUCUUCCACCACCGCCAGAUCCAAAUGAUGCCCAAGAGACAAGACGCUUCACGCGAGCAUACAAGCAGGCGAAGCGUGUCGAUGACGACAUUGCUACCGUGACGUGCUGCCUUUAUCUGGAGGUCGAGGCAGUUCCGCCUGACCUGGGACAGUCUUGGACCGUCAGAGAAGCCAGAUUCGCUUACGGAGGAAUGGCUCCUACAACCGUGCUGGCCAAGGAGACGGCCGAAGAAGUACGCGGUUCGAACUUCAACGAUGACACACUGCUGGAUCGUGCUCUCGACCGGCUCGGCUCCAGGGACUUUGACCUCGCUCUUAGUGUCCCAGGUGGUAUGGCUUCCUAUCGCAAAGCGCUAGCGCUCAGCUUUUUCGCCAAAUUUUGGUCCGAGGUCACCGAAGAGCUUCAAAGUGAAGUGAAAGUGAGAAGUUCGCUGCCAAGCGCUUUCAAGGGGCUCUCCGGAUCAGCUUUGGUGCGACCGGUGACAAGAGGGAGCCAAGACUUCGAACAGGUGCAAGUAAAGGUCAAAGGCGGAUCUGGUGAAUCGAUGCCCCACCUCAGCGCCCUCAAGCAAUGCGCUGGCACAGCAGAAUACGUUGACGAUAUUGCUCUCCAGGAGGGUGAAUUAGUAGGUGCACUAGUCUUGACGACGACGGCCAAUGCAAAGAUUGUCAGCAUCGAUGCUACGCCAGCUCUAAUGCCAAACGGCCCAGCAUUGUGGUUUGUUGAGGAGAAUGAUUUGGUGAAGCUGGGGGGCCGUAAUGCGUUCCUCUUCGAUGAUCGCUUCUUCGCCGGUAGUCGCUCCGAUGCUGUCGGCAUGGUCAUCGGCGUCGUUCUUGCAAAGACGAAACGCUUAGCACAGGCAGCUGCCAGGAUGGUCAAGGUCGAAUACGAACGACUAGGCCCUCCUGUGCUGGACAUCGACUCUGCUAUAAGUGCAGAGAGCUUUCUCCCACCGCGACCAAAGAUCCAAACGGCGACUAACGAGGAAUUCGACGACUGGUCCGAUUGCGAGCACGUACUCGAAGGGACGACUCGCUUGGGAGGCCAGUCGCACUUCUACCUCGAAACUAACGCCUGCCUCAUCGUUCCCUCCAAGGAGGGAGACGACAUGGAGGUCUGGAGCUCCACACAGAAUCCGAGUGAGACUCAGGCAUUUGUGUCUGAGGCUCUCUGCAUUCCCAUGAGCCGCAUCAAUGUACGCGUCAAGCGAAUCGGCGGGGGCUUUGGAGGCAAAGAGACUCGCUCCGUUAUCCUGGCGGCCGUCAUGGCCGUCGCUAGCAAAGUUUCGGGUAGACCUGUUCGCUGUCAACUCGACCGUGACGAGGACAUGCUGUUCAACGGUCAACGGCAUCCUUUCAAGGGCGAGUGGAGGAUUGGGAUGACAAGGACAGGCAAAUUCAAAAAGUUCGACGUGAAAGUGUACAACAACGCAGGCCACUCUCAGGAUCUAUCAAGAGCAGUGUUGGAAAGGGCGAUGUUUCACAUCGAUGGCUGCUACCGAUGGCCCGCUCUCCGUGUUCGCGGUUGGAUGUGUCGAACGCACACCGUGUCGAACACGGCAUUCCGGGGUUUUGGCGGGCCGCAGGGUAUUUUCAUCGUCGAGGACGCUCUGACUAAGGCGGCUCGCUCCCUUGGCUUGCUUCCCGAGGACGUCAGGGCGCUCAACUUCAACAUCGAAGGAGACCUGACGCACUACAAGCAACCUUUGGUCGAUUGGAAUGUCCCUACAAUGUGGCAAGAGCUGAAGCGCUCCUCUGAUUUUGAUCGGCGCAGGCGUGCGAUUGACAUCUUCAACAAGGAGAAUCGCUGGAAGAAGCGUGGGAUUACCCUUCAAGCCACUCGCUUUGGGCUCUCCUACACAUUUCUCACUCUCAACCAAGCCCGUUGUCUUGUGCACAUAUACGCUCAUGACGGCUCUGUCAUGAUUAGCCAUGCUGGCGUAGAGAUGGGCCAAGGACUUCACUCCAAAGUGAGCCAAGUUGCAGCAAGUGAAUUGGGCGUCGACAACGACACAAUCCACAUUUCUCAAACUUCCACUCGCGAGACUGCCAAUACGUCAGCCACGGCCGCCUCCGUGGGAUCCGAUCUAAAUGGUGCUGCAGUCAAAGAUGCCUGCGAGCAAUUGAAGGAGCGGUUGAAGCCGUACCGAAAACCCGGCAUCUCGUUCCGCGAGGCGGCUCACCAAGCUUACAUGGACCGUGUUAACCUCUCUGCCGUCGGCCACUACAAAACACCGAUCAAAGGCAUGGACUGGGAAAAGGGCGAGGGAGAGCCAUUUUUCUACUGGACCCAAGGCGUUGUUUGCACCGAAGCCGAGAUUGAUGUGGCCACCGGAGACAAUAGGGUCGUGAGGGCAGACAUCUGUAUGGACAUUGCUCGAAGCAUCAAUCCUGGCAUCGACGUUGGUCAAAUCGAGGGCGCCUUUACGCAAGGCCUGGGCCUUGUCACGAUAGAGGAGAGUCUAUGGAAGCCAAAUGGAGAUUUGGUGACCAAAGGUCCCGGCAACUACAAGAUUCCUGCAUUUUUGGACACACCUUCAGAUAUGCGCAUUUCUUUCAUGAAAGCCAGCCAUGGGAGGAAAAUGCAUCACCUACGUACCGUGCAAGGGUCAAAAGGCGUGGGUGAGCCACCCUUGACGCUAGGAUGCUUCCAUUUUUUCGCCAUCAAAGAUGCCGUCCGAUCAGCGCGUAUUGACCACGGUCUGCUAAAAGCUGACUUUGAUAUGGACGCUCCCGCAACACCGGAAAGGAUCCGACUAGCUUGUGGCGACCUUCUCGCCCAGCAGGCCAUGGUGAAGCCGAAAGUCGAGAACGAGCGAGAUUUCUUCGUUCGCAUUUCCUAGCCUCUCUUCAUAAACGUCGAUGUACAGUACGAUACUAUGGAGCAGAAAAAUCUUCUGCCGCCCGCGCUGGAUGUUUGACCACUUUUGUUGCGUCUCCUUGUCCUCUAGGUGUCACUCUUCGAUCGCGCUCAGGCCAAAGUUGAUAACGCGUAAAUUUUGGUGAUUUUAUAGAUUGGAAUCUAAUUCUUUGACGGUAAGUACACCUACUCAUCACGUUGGGAUGGGUCGCGGCUGUACAAGUGGCUCUGAUGCGAUUGCCUCUUUGGCUUGAAAGCGAUGCUACGGUCCAAAUCGAGGCAUUUGAUGUAGACGUCGAUUCGCGAUUUCAAGUCUGCCGCAAGUAGCCAUGUUCGCGAGAUUCCUUGCAGAGCUGCAAUCAGCGAGACGAGCGCCGAUGACAC